This is a messenger RNA of Abrus precatorius (Indian licorice), 636 nucleotides long. Its product is annotated as LOB domain-containing protein 16-like. The record is from RefSeq and is a predicted model, not a curated record. Gene Ontology annotation, cellular component: nucleus. The coding region runs from base 1 to 636 and encodes 211 amino acids. The transcript is spliced from 2 exons. Gene Ontology annotation, biological process: hormone-mediated signaling pathway; positive regulation of DNA-templated transcription. Lineage: Eukaryota; Viridiplantae; Streptophyta; Magnoliopsida; Fabales; Fabaceae.
AUGUCUAUGGCUUCCUCAAGUGGAAAUGGCUCUGGCUCUCCUUGCGGAGCAUGCAAGUUCCUGAGACGAAAGUGUGCAGCUGAUUGCAUCUUUGCACCUUACUUUUGCUCAGAACAAGGCCCUGCAAGAUUUGCAGCCAUUCAUAAGGUGUUUGGUGCCAGCAAUGUUUCCAAGUUGCUUUUGCAUAUACCAGCUCAUGAUCGUUGUGAGGCGGUUGUCACUAUUGCUUAUGAGGCCCAGGCUCGCAUUAGAGACCCUGUUUAUGGCUGUGUCUCUCACAUUUUUGCCUUGCAGCAACAGGUAGCUUGCUUGCAAGCCCAACUGAUGCAGGUGAAGGCUCAGCUUGCGCAGAACCUGAUGGAGUCUAGGAACAUAGAGAAACAGUGGCCAGGGAACAAUAAUGUUGCAGGAUUACCAAUGAAUAGUUCAUUUUGUCCCAAUAAUUACAUGAACCCUAUAUCUCCUCAGAGCUCUAUGGAGUCAAUUGAUCACAACAGCAUCAAUGAUGGAAUGGGCAUGCAAGAUAUACAAAGUAGAGAGGAUUUCUCAUUCCAAGCUUCUUCUAAGAAAAGAUCAUAUAACAACCAUGAUUUGGGUGAGCUGCAAGAAUUAGCACUUAGGAUGAUGAGGAACUGA